Argentina anserina (silverweed cinquefoil) is the source of this 1908-nucleotide messenger RNA. Its product is annotated as notchless protein homolog. Gene Ontology annotation, cellular component: nucleolus. Gene Ontology annotation, molecular function: protein binding. The transcript has 13 exons. The coding region runs from base 97 to 1500 and encodes 467 amino acids. Gene Ontology annotation, biological process: ribosomal large subunit assembly. The record is from RefSeq and is a predicted model, not a curated record. NCBI's taxonomy places the organism in Eukaryota, Viridiplantae, Streptophyta, Magnoliopsida, Rosales, Rosaceae.
CACCGGCGCCAAACACACUAGUCUCUCCUGCCCCAAAUCUAAGAACCCAGAAAAUCUUCUUCCCUCAAUCUCAAAUUUGAGGUGAGUAGCUUCCCAAUGGACAAGACCGUGAUGUGCCUUCUGACGGACCCAGAUGACAAUCCAUUAGGACCGUCGACCUAUUUUCCUCAACAAACUGGCACCCACCAACUUCAACAAAUCGUCAAUCAGCUCCUUGAAAAUGAGGAGAAGCUGCCUUAUACUUUCUAUGUAGGAAAUAAGGAGCUUAAUGAGUCGCUGGGAGAGUAUGCGGAGAAGAACAAAAUUUCUGUUGAAAAGGUACUCAAAAUCGUGUAUCAACCACAAGCUGUUUUCCGAAUUCGCCCUGUCAAUCGUUGCUCAGCCACAAUUGCUGGUCACUCAGAAGCUGUACUUUCUGUUGCUUUUAGUCCUGAUAGUAAACAUUUGGCGAGUGGUUCUGGUGAUACAACUGUCCGGUUAUGGGACCUUAAUACUCAGACACCUUUGUACACAUGUUCAGGACAUAAGAAUUGGGUUCUUUGUAUUGCUUGGUCUGCUGAUGGAAAGUAUCUUGUUAGUGGGAGCAAGUCUGGAGAACUUCAAUGUUGGGAUCCACAGACAGGAAAACCAUCAGGCAAUCCACUUACUGGCCACAAGAAAUGGAUUACUGGAAUCUCUUGGGAACCAGUCCACCUCGCUGCUCCAUGUAGACGCUUUGUAAGUGCUGGGAAAGAUGGUGAUGCACGCAUAUGGGACGUUACAUUGAAGAAAUGCGUAAUUUGUCUUAGUGGCCACACACUAGCAAUAACUUGUGUAAAAUGGGGUGGAGAUGGUUUUAUAUAUACAGGUUCCCAAGAUUGUACGAUUAAGGUCUGGGAGACUACACAGGGGAAGCUGAUUCGUGAACUCAAGGGUCACGGGCACUGGGUUAACACUCUUGCAUUGAGUACUGAAUACGUUCUUCGCACUGGGGCUUAUGAUCACACUGGCAAGCAAUAUUCAUCGCCUGAGGAAAUGAAAAAGGCAGCUUUGGAAAGAUAUAACAAGAUGAAAGGCAAAGCUCCUGAAAGAUUGGUUUCUGGAUCCGAUGAUUUCACUAUGUUUCUGUGGGAGCCUUUUGUCAGCAAACAACCCAAAGCUCGCUUGACAGGUCAUCAACAGCUUGUAAACCAUGUCUACUUUUCACCUGAUGGGCAAUGGAUAGCAAGUGCAUCAUUCGAUAGGUCUGUUAGAAUAUGGAAUGGCACGACUGGCAAGUUUUUUGGAGUUCUCCGGGGUCAUGUUGGUCCUGUUUACCAGAUCAGCUGGUCCGCAGAUAGCAGGCUACUUUUAAGUGGUAGCAAAGAUUCGACUUUGAAGGUCUGGGAUAUCAGGACAAUGAAAUUGAAACAAGACCUUCCAGGUCAUGCAGAUGAGGUUUAUGCUGUUGAUUGGAGUCCAGAUGGUGAAAAGGUUGCUUCUGGCGGUAAGGAUAGAGUUCUGAAAUUAUGGAUGGGCUAAUGACAAUAGACAAAAGUACAGGCAACUAUGGUCUGGAAAUGGUGGAUUUAGCAUUGAAGUUCUUGAUGCUGCAAUGUUAAUAUAAGCAAGCGCCAACAGGAAGAUACUAAAGAGAUAAACAAGACUUGGGAACUCGAGAAUCAGCACGGCUCCGUUGACAGUCCUAAAUUGUUGAAGUUUAUAUCUAUUUGGGUGCAAACAUUCUGCAUGCUAGCUUUUUUGAGGAAGAGCAAGGCAGCGAUAAGUUACGCUGUGUAUUCCUUUUUCCUGAUGUAUUAAUUUGGUAUUUGUAGACUCGACACUCGUGAACUCGGAAUUAUGGUCAUUUACAUUAGCAUCAGAUGCUAUUAUACACUGGAGUAAUGGACAGUUUAAUUAGCAAUCAAAUCUGAAUACAACAAAAAAUAU